Molecule: messenger RNA, 1473 nt
Organism: Antechinus flavipes (yellow-footed antechinus)
Lineage: Eukaryota; Metazoa; Chordata; Mammalia; Dasyuromorphia; Dasyuridae
Gene: PSKH2
Product: protein serine kinase H2
Exons: 3
Coding region: 1-1188 (395 amino acids)
Biological process (GO): protein phosphorylation
Molecular function (GO): ATP binding; protein kinase activity
Source: RefSeq, a predicted model, not a curated record
AUGGGCUGUGGGACCAGUAGCAAAGUCGUCCCGGAGCUGCCGGGGUCUUCCCUUCACCUGAGCUGGGGAAAAGGAGUAGGGAGAGGAAGCUGUGGUCCGCUGCAGAUGGGGCAGGGGGAAGCUGGGCACAUGGGACAUCGGGAAACUCGUGAAGCGGCAGCAGAGGCAGCUCAGAAAAUGCAGGUGGCCAGAUACCGGGCCAACUUCGACCCACGGGUCACAGCCAGAUAUGAUAUCCAGGCUCUUAUUGGAAGAGGCAGUUUCAGCAAGGUUGUGAGAGUGGAACAGAAAUUCACAAAGAAACCCUUUGCAAUAAAAAUGGUGGAAACCAGAGUGAAGGAAGGCAGAGAAGCAUGUGAAUCAGAACUGAAUGUCCUCCGGCGAGUCAGUCACUGCAAUAUUGUCCAGCUCAUAGAGGUCUUUGAAGCCCAGGAUCGAGUUUACAUAGUGAUGGAACUGGCUACAGGAGGAGAACUCUUUGAUCGAAUUAUUUCCCAGGGAACAUUCACAGAGAGAGAUGCCAUUAUAAUCCUCAAGAUGGUUGUUGAUGGAGUAAGGUAUUUGCACAGUUUGCAAAUAACUCACAGAGACCUGAAGCCUGAAAAUCUUUUGUACUAUCACCCAGGGGCUGAGUCAAAAAUAUUAAUCACAGAUUUUGGGCUGGCAGCCUCUGGUAACAAAAAUGGGGAUUGGUCUAUGAAUACUAUCUGUGGGACACCGGAAUACAUAGCACCAGAGAUUCUGUCCAGAAAACCCUACACAAAUGCAGUGGAUAUGUGGGCCCUUGGAGUAAUAACAUAUAUUUUACUGAGUGGCUCCCUGCCAUUUGAGGAUGAAAACCACAUGAGACUUUAUAGGAAGAUUCUAAAGGGCAAGUACAGCUACAAGGGAGAACCUUGGCCAAAUGUUUCCAACUUGGCAAAGGACUUUAUAGACAGACUAUUAACUUUGGAUUCCAGUCAUCGCAUGUCAGCUGGGCAGGCUCUGAAUCACCCCUGGGUAAUGACCAUGGCUAUAACAUCUCCCAUGAAGAAUCUUCAAAGAUCCAUCUCCUGGAACUUGAUGCUCAGGACAUCACCCCAUUCUCAGUGUUCUAAAUCAACACGGGCCUCUGAAUCUUGUCAUUCUAGUGUAUCAAAAUAUACUUGGGGAAAGAAGCUGGUGAAUAAGACUAGUACCCUUGAAUGAACAAGAAGUUAAAGAUAUUUUCUCAUGUAUUACUUCACAUUUUAAUCAAAUAGACUUACUCUAUACUUGGAGCUCAUUUGAAGUAUUAUAAUGAAUAGCUAUUACAUGUGCUUAGUAUAAAUAUGACUUAUCAUGUCUUUUCCCUUAUAGUAGAGAUAUAGAAAAUAACUACGACUGAAUCAAUCAGCAGCUGACAGGAAGAGUUGAAGUGACUAAUGUCCUUACAAAAGGUAUCAAUAAAACAUUUUAAAAGAAACACACCAUUAAUUACUCUUUAAACUUUUU